Ictalurus furcatus (blue catfish) is the source of this 2411-nucleotide messenger RNA. Its product is annotated as F-box only protein 41. The transcript is spliced from 12 exons. NCBI's taxonomy places the organism in Eukaryota, Metazoa, Chordata, Actinopteri, Siluriformes, Ictaluridae. Gene Ontology annotation, molecular function: protein binding. Bases 79 to 2280 code for a protein of 733 amino acids. The record is from RefSeq and is a predicted model, not a curated record.
CGGGACAGGGUUGUUCGGGUGAAACGUGAGAGCUUGUCAGUGUUUUGCAAUUGUUAUACACCUUGCAGGCAUACAAGGAUGUCGACUGCUGCGGAGCAGCCAAAGCAUUGCCCUGACUGUGGAGAGCUAUGUGGUUUUGGGGAUGUCCCGAGGAACCACGCAUGCCAAAUGAUCUGUCUGACUCCAAGACGGAAGUCCGAAGGGGCCCUGAUGGCUCUUCCUGCACAGAUCCAGAGUUCUUCCUCCCUGAGGAACACUGAGCUCAGCCAGCCCUUACAUCUGGAGCUCCUGGAUGCACUGAGCCUGGCUCCUUCAGCCACCUCUCCUCUUGCUCAGCUGCUUGUCCACCAGUGCACGCCCUCUCUCCUGUCCUCCUCUGCCUCUCCGUCACACUCUCCGUUCUCCAGGCCUGACCGCGCACUAGCCCAGAUGAGCACACCAUGGCUGGCCAGGUUAGCCAUGGAGGCUGGGUUCCAGCAGCUUAGCUUGGGGGUUCAGGACCAUGUGUCCAUGCGGCUGGGGUCCUUGCAGGACGAGGUGAAGAUGAGGAGUGCGGAGAUGCACAGGGCUCGGCGGGAAAGUGAGAGAAUGGAGAAGGAAAAGCAGGACACCGAGGAGAAGGUAGCCGAGCUGGAGCACCAGGUGGAGGUUUCUGUGGAGAUGCUAGCCAGCCUGAGGCAGGAGCUGAUGGAGCGGGAAGAGGAGCUCAACCUCAAACAACAAGAGGUUUGUGAUUUGGACAGGUUUGUCCAAGAGACCGCUCUGAAGGAAGCGAACGCUAAGAUUCGCCUGCAGAGCUUCAUCGAGAAUCUGUUGGAGAGAGCAGAGAGAGCAGAGCGACAGCUGCAGGAGCUGCAGGAGCUGCACACACCAUCACACACACACACAUACACUGACACAUCCUUCACGUCACCCGACGGAUCCUUCAGAGCUGCCCGAGGAGCGUUACACCGGGAAGUCCGGUUCACAGGUAAGAAUAGCAUGCCGGGCGUCCAUGCAUCUUUCCGGGUAAAUUGUGUGUGUGUGUGUGUGUGUGUGUGUGUGUGUAUUACAUUGUUGUGUUUGAAUGCCCUGAUCAGGUCGGGGGUGUGUGAGGUGCUUUGUGAGGCACAGUGUUACCAGAGGAACCCUUCAGACAUGGAGGCUGAUUCAGACAGCUGGUCUGUCUAUAGCACAGAGUCACAGCAGCACUAUAGAACAUACAACAGGAUAGAUAACUCUGCCUUCCACUGCCACACCCUCAGUCAUGGCAACGGGCCUGACCGAUCAGUAAUGUGUUCAAAGCGAAUGAAGAGGAGGGCGUGGCUUUUCUGCGUCUUUCCGUACCUGGACACGCGCUCGCUCCUCAUUGCUGCAGAGGUGUGUAAGGACUGGUGGAUUGUUGCCCGUCACCCUGCAGUGUGGACCAGAGUAACACUAGAAAAUGAUCGUAUUUCAUCAAAGUUUAUGGUGACUAUGGCUCAGUGGUGUACUCAGACACACACGCUCAUUCUACGUCACCUAAAACCUCGCUCUCGUGCCAAGAAAGAGAGUAAAGAAGAAUAUCUUAAAAGCACAAGAGGGUGUCUGGAGGAGGGGCUGGAGGCGGUGCUAAGAUCAGCAGGGCGGAGUCUUGUUUCUUUGACCAUCUCACAUUGCCCCAACAUUUUGACGGACAGGACACUGUGGCUUGUAAGCUGCCACUGCAGAGCUCUGCAAACACUUACUUACAGGAGCUCAUCAGAUCCCGUGGGUCAAGAGGUGAUCUGGGCUUUAGGGGCAGGAUGCAGAGACAUCACCAGCCUGAACAUUGCACCACUACAGCCAUGCCAGCAGCCCAGUCGCUUUAGUAACCGCUGCCUGCAGACGAUUGGCCGAUGUUGGCCUCACCUGCAUCAGGUGGGAGUGGGUGGAGCUGGCUGUGGUCUUCAGGGAUUAGCCUCUUUGGUGAGGAACUGCUCCAGUGUGUGUGUGUUGGAGUUGGACCACAUGAGUGAAAUGAGCCAGCAGGGGGCAGCAGAGCUGUGCAGGGAAGGACUACAGCAAUUACACACACUCAUCUUCAGAUACACACCUGUUACUGCCAAAGCCAUCCUGCACUUUCAUAGUGUGUGUUUGAGGCUGAAGUGUAUCAUCGUUCUCAUGAGUUCUGCAGAUUACUUUGAUGACCCUGAGAGUGAAGAAGCGAAGAGAAUUUUUAAUGAGAUGCUCAGCAGCCUGAAGGCUCUGAAGAAGAGACCUGGCUUGUCAGACAUCCUUCAGGUCAGAGUGGACCAGUGUGACAUUCUACCUGGCUCUUAAAGAAACCAAACACACACACACACACACACACAAACUUACUGCACAUUUUUAGACUUUAUUCUCCAUGCAUAGAUACACACCUACACCUGUAUACACACACACAAACACACUCAAUAUUACUGCACUUUCCC